Molecule: messenger RNA, 1989 nt
Organism: Seriola aureovittata
Lineage: Eukaryota; Metazoa; Chordata; Actinopteri; Carangiformes; Carangidae
Product: protein FAM200C-like
Exons: 3
Coding region: 1-1989 (662 amino acids)
Source: RefSeq, a predicted model, not a curated record
AUGUGUGACAAGCGCAAAGGAGAGGACGACAGCUCAUCUGCGAAAAAGAAAGUGAGGACGUACCGUGAACAAUACAUCGCCAUCGGCUUCACGGAGGGAACGGACAAACGACCCGAGUGUGUGAUUUGUGGAGAGAAGUUGGCUAACGCUAGCCUAAAGCCCAGCAAACUGAAGAGACACCAGGCGACGAGGCAUCCAGAAACCGUUGGGAAGGACCGUGACUUUUUUCUGCGCAAAGAACAGUUGCUCAAGGCUAACAAGCCAAAGGAUAUUAGAGCAGCGUUUAACAAGGCUGGCAGUGAUUUACAGAAAGCUACUGAAGCCUCCUUUGAGUGUUCGCUUUUAAUUGCGAAAGCAAAGAAACCGCACAAUAUUGGCGAGCAGCUCAUCAAACCAGCCUGCAUUAAAAUGGUUGAGAAACCGUGCGGUGCACAGGUGGCGGAGAAACUCAAAUCAGUACCGCUCUCUAACAAUAUAGUGAAAGACCGAAUUGAUAAGAUGUCAAGUAACUGUGAGCAGCAGCUGUCCGAAAGGCUUAGAAAGGGGCCAUUUGCCAUACAACUCGAUGAAACUACAACGGUGGCAGACGAGGCUGUGCUCAUUGUUUAUGUGCAGUAUAUUGAAGACGAAAAUCUGAAGCAGGAUAUUCUUAUGUCAGUCAACCUUACCACCACCACUAGAGGUGAGGAUAUUUUUACUGCAGUGGAUUCUUAUUUCUCGUCCCAAAACCUGUCCUACGAGAAUCUAGUUGCAUGUUGUUCAGAUGGAGCUGCCUCAAUGAUGGGGAAAAACAAAGGAUUUAACAGUCGCUUGAAAGAGAAGGCCCCGCACUGUGUUAUAUUUCAUUGUAUGAUCCAUCGCCAGGCACUAGCCAGCAAAAAACUGUCCGACGACCUCAGUGACACACUCGCAACUGUAGUCAAAGUUGUAAAUUUCAUCAAAGGUCGCCCCACCAACAAGCGCCUCUUUGCACAGUUAUGCGAGGAUGAGUCGCACCAAACGCUCCUCCUGCACACAGAAGUGCGGUGGCUGUCACGAGGCAGAGUGCUUGUGAGCUUUGUGGAACUGCAGGACAAAAUAGAAGAAUUUCUCCAAACUCAUAACCCUGCACUUUCAGAGAAAAUGACAGAGUCAUUCUGGAUCAAAACUGCAUACCUAGCUGACGUCUUCACUCUCUACAAUGAAACAAACAAGCGUCUCCCAGGCGCAGAGGCCAACAUCAUGCAAUGUAAAGAGGCGCUCGACGCAUUCGUGCGUAAACUGGAGUAUAGAGUCGGGAAAAUGGAGAAGGGAGAGCUCCAACAGUUCCCACUACUGCUGAAACAAUGCAGAAACAACCCUGAGACUGUUCCAGUGUCUGUUCGUCGUGAGUUUACGAGCCACAUGAACGCAUUGCAAAAGGAGAUCAAAACACGGUUGGCUGACACAGAGGAGUACGUAUCCAAGGAGUCAUGGGUGUUGGAUCCCUUUGUUGCCAACAUUGAGGAUGUGGAAUACCUUGAUUGCGCAGAUGAACUCACCGACAUCCAGGCCGACUCUGUAGCGAAGAAAUAUUUCCAGGAACACGGAUUCAAGAAGUUCUGGAUUGUGAAGGGAUCCAUCAUUGCUCCGAGGCUCGCACUGCAUGCCACAACCAGGAUUAUUCUCCCGUUCAGCACCACAUGUCUGUCUGAGACAGCGUUUAGCACACUUGUCGCUAUUAAAACAAAGGCGCGCAACAGACUGGACGUGCACAAUGACUUUAGAAUGGCUGUAACUCGCAUUACACCGGACAUUGCAGGCCUGGUAGCGCACAUGCAAGACCAAGGCUGUGUGGGAGCGGACACCGCGGUGGAUUCGAAGUGCACCCAAAAUGGACGCUCGUCGUCAGACACGUCGGCGAAAAGCGUUAGCUCUGCACUAACUUACCGAGACGUUCGCUGGUUCGUUGCCUGCGUUUUAGCUAACACAGGUCUCCGGCUCAGCUCAGUGUGGGACAGCGGUAGCUGA